Molecule: messenger RNA, 1281 nt
Organism: Camponotus floridanus (Florida carpenter ant)
Lineage: Eukaryota; Metazoa; Arthropoda; Insecta; Hymenoptera; Formicidae
Product: odorant receptor 83a
Exons: 5
Coding region: 67-1269 (400 amino acids)
Biological process (GO): sensory perception of smell; detection of chemical stimulus involved in sensory perception of smell
Cellular component (GO): plasma membrane
Molecular function (GO): olfactory receptor activity; odorant binding
Source: RefSeq, a predicted model, not a curated record
CGUACUUCGUUGGAAAACGCAAUCAGCAAUAGUGAUCAGUAGUAGUGCGUCUUCCGCGAAUCAACCAUGAAGCAUACCUCUAGCAAAUCUAUCGUAGAAGUUUACAGACAAGAUAACGAUUAUAGUCUUCAAUUGAAUCGUUGGUUCUUGAAAUCAAUAGGAGCUUGGCCCGAAUCGACGAAUUCGAUGAUCAAAAAUAUUCUGAUAAAAAUUCUGCAAUUAACAUGUCAUUCUUUAAUAGCUUUCACCGUAAUACCUUCUAUACUAUAUAUUCUCUUCGAAGAGAAAGAUAUCCGCCUAAAGCUCAAAGCUAUAGGACCAACGAGUCAUUGUCUCAUGGGUGGUAUCAAUUAUUGUUCGCUUUUGCAUCAUAAUGAUCGGAUACGGAAAUCUGUCGAACAUAUGGAGAGCGAUUGGCGUAUGAUGAAGAAAAAGCAAGAUCGAGAAGUGAUGCUGAAGAAUGCAAGAGUAGGUCGUGUUAUAGCGGGUAUUUGCGCACUGAUCAUGCAGGGUGGUGUUCUUUGUUACAACAUAGCGAGAGGAAUGUCACGGAUAAUCGUGAUCGUCGGCAACAAGACAAUUACAACGGGUCGCUUACCAUGUCCGUCUUUCAAUAAAAUUGUGGAUACUAGAAUCAGUCCAAUAUAUGAAGUUGUACUUGUGUUGCAAUGUCUCUCCACCUUCGUAGUGAAUAAUGUCACAAUUAGUGCAUGUGGUCUCGCCGCUGUCUUCGCAAUGCAUGCUUCCGGUCAACUUGAUAUAGUAAUGUUACGUCUCGAAGAACUAGUCGAUAAGAAACAAGAGCUAACAUUGGCGAAUGUCGUAGAGCAUCAUUUGCGAGCGUUGAAAUUUCUUUCACGUAUGGAGGCAAUUUUGCGACAGAUAUGUUUUGUAGAAUUAGUUGGGUGUACAUUUAAUUUAUGUAUGUUAGGAUAUUAUACCAUUACGGAAUGGUAUGAAGAAAGUAUGAAUACUAUAAUAACAUAUAUCAUGGUACUCACAUCGAUGAUGUUCAAUAUUUUCAUAUUUUGCUUCAUUGGUGAACUUGUAGCAAACCAGUGUAAAAAAGUUGGUGAAGCAGCUUAUAUGAUCAAUUGGUAUUAUUUACCGCAUAAAACUGUCCUUGGUCUAAUUUUAAUAAUUUUGCGAUCAAGAAUUGUAAUCAAAAUUACGGCUGGAAAAAUAUUUCAUAUGUCUAUUGCAACUUUCGGUGUCGUAAUUAAAACAUCUGUUACAUACCUAAAUAUGCUUCGAACUUUAACUAUGUAAAUAUUGCAUGAG